AUGGGACAUAAAACCGAUCUGCGAGUGAGGCGCGCGCGGUUCCGUGAGGCUGCCGAUGGCGGUGCGCGCGCGGGGCCGCUUUGGGCCGCGGGCGAUCCGCCGCUCGAUCAGGGCCCGCAGCGGCGGCUCACCUUGACGGGCGGAGGAGGACGGCGAAGCAUUUGCUCAUUAGCAGCGGCCACGGCCAAUCACGUGUACACA
Molecule: messenger RNA, 201 nt
Organism: Iphiclides podalirius (scarce swallowtail)
Lineage: Eukaryota; Metazoa; Arthropoda; Insecta; Lepidoptera; Papilionidae
Source: the annotation of a GenBank genome assembly